AUGUCGACAGCUGAUGGAACUGACAAGAGAAUGAGCUUCAAGUCAGACACAUGCAAUACUUAUAUAGUGUAUGACGUCAUAAUGGCUAGGUUUUUCCAGGUGAGUGCUGAGCGCGUGCAGGUUUUUCCAGGUUCCUGUCCAAGGGGGUAUUCUGUGUACAUACCAUUAGAUAUCACUAGAUGCCUGCGGUAUGAGAAGACACCUGCCCAGUAUGCGGAUGCAGCCAAUGCAUGUCAUCUGGAAGGCGGGGAUAUCAUCAAGAUAGAUUCUGCAGAAAAGUUCAGUAUCUUCAAGGAAUUUCUGGUGUUGACUGCUAACAUCAGCAAUGCGGAGGUUUGGAUACAAGGGAUGAAAGUGAGCGGAAUAUGGAGGUUUCAUGACGGAACACCAUUCAUUCACUACUGUCCACUUGUGGCAUCAAACGGUUCGAUAGAAACGCGCCUGAGAUCCCUUACAAAGGAUGGCUUCAAAUGCUAUGACAAUGUGCCCGAAGCUCAAUAUAAUUAUGUCUGUGAAUUGUAGAAAAUACACAAGAUGAAACACUUCUUUUAAGCUUGGCUUAAUGGUGGCUUAUAGGU
Saccostrea echinata is the source of this 578-nucleotide messenger RNA. RefSeq names its product type-2 ice-structuring protein-like. The transcript has 3 exons. Bases 1 to 522 code for a protein of 173 amino acids. The record is from RefSeq and is a predicted model, not a curated record. NCBI's taxonomy places the organism in Eukaryota, Metazoa, Mollusca, Bivalvia, Ostreida, Ostreidae.